Messenger RNA from Hyaloperonospora brassicae, 1179 nucleotides. Lineage: Eukaryota; Oomycota; Peronosporomycetes; Peronosporales; Peronosporaceae. The record is from the annotation of a GenBank genome assembly.
AUGGACGAGACGCAUGGCCGUCAUGAGCGCGAACGUCUGGUUGGACGAGUUCCGGACGGAGCUGCUACAGCAGAGGACGGGCUGCAGAGACUCGAGUCAGUGCCUGUGGUGAUCACAGGCUCUAUCGGCUGUACGCAAAAAGGACACACGACGACGCUGGGACGGAGUGGAGCCGACGACACUGCCACGCUCGUUGGCGCUAUGCUUUGUGUUGAUCACGUGGUGAUUUACACGGACACUGCGGGUGUCGUGAAUGCGGAUCCAGACAUUGUGGACCGUGCAGUGGCGGUGUCGCAUCUAAGCCAUUACGAAAGAGGCACUGGAUCUGGCGGUGCAUUACAUGCGCAUUUUCCACGCUCACACGAUGGUGCCGCUGAUCAAGAGCGACGUGCCGAUGCACGCUCGGUAUGUCGCCUUCCAUCUACUUUAUGGCGUGAAAGUACUGCCACCGCGGCUCGCACUGAAUUUGGUCGUGCGUUCUUCAUGUACACGUCGACGGUCGGUGCAAGUUUGCCUACUAUCGACACCCUUGGCAACAUCUUACGCACAGGUGACCGCAUACUUGGUAUCGAUACGUCCUUGGGUGGACCGAUGAACUUUGUUGCGAAUGAGGUGAUGAAGGGCAAGAAGCUCUCGGAAGCUGUCGGAGAGGUGCUUUGCAGGGGCUACUGCGAGCGUGAUCCGCGCGAGGACUUUACUGGUACGGACAUGGUUGCAAAAGUUGUGGUGCUGGCUCGUGCUCUCGGUGUGCAUCUGCACGCGAGUGAAGUUCGGGUGGAGCCGUUCAUUCCACAUAGCGUGCUUGACACGAUCGCGUGGUCUCACGACAUGGAAGUGGACGACAUUGUCACUGGACUAGAGGCGUACGAUGAGGAGUUUCGUGAGAGAUACUACAUGCCAGCUGUGUCGGAGAGCAAGCGUCUUUGCCACGUUGCAUCCAUCAACUUGGCUGGAUCCCUGUCGAUCGAAGCCACGAUCCGGCCUCUGCUUGUCAGCGAGGAUCACCCGGUGUACUACACCAAGGACAAUGAAGUCGCGUUUGGUGUCUCCUCCGUGCAGUACCCGAAUCCGCUAGUGCUCAAGGGCUCCGGGACGGGUGCUUCUGCGAGUGCUACUGGCGUCCUCCGUGACGUUCUCACGAUUCUGAGUAGGCUCAGUGGGAACAAUGUUCGCGCAUGA